CGAUCUCAGGAAAACCCACCAAAUGCCCGCUGUAAAGCAAGCACCCACUCGCCAGGCUAUUACCCUCAAAGGUUCGACAAAUCUCGUUACGGAAUUUUUCAAGUACGCGGCCAACACAAUUCUCUUUCAGCGCGGAGUCUAUCCUGCGGAUGACUUUCAUAUGGUCAAGAAAUAUGGGCAAACGGUUCUCGUAACACAAGACCUAGCCCUCGAGAACUAUCUGGACAAGAUCUUGACUCAAGUAAACAAGUGGCUCCUCACGGGAUCGAUCACCCAGCUCGUUCUUGCAAUUAUCUCUAAGGAUUCUCGGUUGACACUGGAACGGUGGGUAUUCGACGUCAAUAUCAUGGAUCAGGACCAACCAUCGGGCCCACCAAAACCGGCACCCAUCAAACCGGAUUCUGAGAUCCAGGCAGAGAUCAGAAACAUUCUCAAACAAAUUGUCUCUACAGUGACUUUCUUGCCUGUCAUCGACGAGCCGACGGUUUUCAAUAUUCUCGCCUACACUUCCGAGUCCGCCGACGUUCCUGCGGAUGAGUGGGUAGAUACCGACCCCUUGGCAAUCGAGGCGAGUAAGAGCCAGCAAGUGAAAUUGCGGAGCUUUAGCACCGAUGUGCAUCGAAUCGAGGCGAUGGUUGCCUACCGGUAUGAGGGCUAAACAACGGGUGGGAAAUGAUUCGAGGAUUUGUUCCUUGACGUUGAGCAGAUUUCGCUAUCUGUCUGUCAGCUACGUCCUUUCUGUGGGCUUUGGCAACGCAUCUUCCGAUUGUAGUACGGUAUGAUUGUUCGUCUCGUCUGGUGGAGAGGAUUCCAUCGCCAAGUAUAGGCGUCUACUCCUUCGCAACAGCAAAUGCUGAUGUGCACUGCUCCGAAGUGACAGCAGAUUACAAGUGUAGUAG
This is a messenger RNA of Phanerochaete carnosa HHB-10118-sp, 899 nucleotides long. RefSeq lists its product as uncharacterized. Gene Ontology annotation, biological process: mitotic spindle assembly checkpoint signaling. Gene Ontology annotation, cellular component: cytoplasm; nucleoplasm; kinetochore. NCBI's taxonomy places the organism in Eukaryota, Fungi, Basidiomycota, Agaricomycetes, Polyporales, Phanerochaetaceae. The coding region runs from base 23 to 658 and encodes 211 amino acids. The transcript is spliced from 5 exons. The record is from RefSeq and is a predicted model, not a curated record.